AAAAGAAAACCAGAGAGCAAACCAGGAAAUCGGAAACGAAGGGAAAGAUGGAAGACGUGGUCGCCGAAUCGAUUUAUCCGGCCUCAUACUCCGACGAGAAGGCAAUGCAACGUCGUCAGCUACGAGACUCGCUUCACGAGGUAAUACGUGAUUCAACAACAGCCGACUUGAAAUUCGAAUUUGCGAGUCUAAUUUUUGGAUGUUGCUAAAGAAGUAAAGAGAACACAUGUUCAUGUACCGCAUUAUGUUUUUCUGUAUUCAUCUUUCGCUUUGGACCCGUUUGGACUGGUUCUGGGUUAGAUUCCGUGUUUAGAGUAUUAGAAUCAAGGUUCAGGGCAGUAAAACUUUGCUGCACUUGCAGACAAUCAUGGCAUCCACACCUGGUUGACAACUUGUUCACGGCACUUUGUAUCUUCUCUGAAGCCAAGAGCCACCUGCCCUGAGAGAAAUGAGGUGUAAGAAUGUGGAAUAUUGAUAGCAUGCAUAGAGAAAAAUGGCUUGAGGUUCCUUACACAUCGUUCUGUACUUAUCUAACCUCACCUCCUCCUCUCUCCUAUAAAUACAACGCCCUCUACUCGCCACUUCUCCACAACCCAAAGCUAGCUAUCUACCACUGACCAUCACUAUGGCAAAGCAUUUAGCUCUCGCCUUUUCUCUUUGCUUGCUUGUUCUCUUCCACGGCUGCUUAGCCAGACGCCAACAAUCUCAGUCCAGCCAGCAAAAUGAGUGCCAGCUGAACCAGAUCCAAGCCCGCGAGCCUGACAACCGUAUUGAGACUGAAGCAGGUCGGAUUGAAUCAUGGGACUACAACCAGGAUGACUUGCAGUGCGCUGGUGUCGCUGUUCAAAGAAUCACCAUUGAGCGUAAUGGCCUUCACUUGCCUUCUUACACUAACACUCCAAGGCUUGCGUACGUUGUACAAGGUAGGGGUCAUCUAGGGAUGGUAUUCCCUGGCUGUCCUGAGACAUUUGAGGAGUCUGACCAAUCUGAUGAAGAACAACAGGGUCAGCAACAACAACGGCAAGGCCAACAACGGGGCCGCCAGCAACAGGGACGCCGACAAGGACAAUUCGGACAGCAAGGCCAACAAGGACAACAAGACUUUGAACAGCUAGACCGACACCAGAGGGUGCGACGCGUCAAAGAAGGUGAUGUUAUCGCAAUCCCCGCCGGAGUCACGACCUGGUCUCACAACGACGGUGAUAGAUCUCUUGUUUUUGUUACUCUUUUAGACAUCGGCAAUAACCACAACCAGCUUGACCAAAACCCAAGGCGAUUCUAUCUUGCUGGUAACCCACAAGAUGAGUUCAACCAACAAGGCCAAAGCCAACGGAGGCGACAAGGACAACAAGGCCAAAGCCAAUGGGGACAACAAGGACAACAAGGAAGGAGCAGACAGCAACAGCAGGGAACUAACAACAACAACAUCUUUGCCGGCUUCGAGACAGAGCUCCUCGCCGAUGCUCUCAACAUCGACCAACAGACUGCCCAGCAGCUCCAGGGACAGAACGACAACAGGCCACAGAUUGUUAGGGUUCAGGGACGUCUCGACUUUGUGGAGCCACCACGGUCACAGAGGGAGGAAAGACAACUGCAAGGACAACAAGGACAACAGGGACAGAAUGGCCUUGAGGAGCUAUUCUGCCACAUGAAGAUCAAGCAGAACAUUGGCAAGCCUUCAAUGGCUGACGUCUUCAGCCCGCAAGCCGGUCGCAUCAGCACCCUCAACAGCUUUAGCAUGCCUAUUCUCAGGCACCUCCGCCUCAGUGCUGAGAGAGGCUUCUUGUACAACAAUGCUAUCCACAGCCCACACUGGAACUUGAAUGCCCAUGAGAUAGUCUAUGUCAUCAGAGGUAGCGCCAGGGUUCAGGUGGUGAAUGACAACGGCGAGACCAUCUUGGACGACCAGGUCCGCCAGGGACAGCUCUUCGUCGUGCCACAGAACCACGCCGUGUUGCAAAAGGCCAUGAGCAACGGAUACGAGUACAUUGCCUUCAAGACCGAUGACAAUGCCAUGAUGAACACUCUGGCUGGCAGGACCUCCGUCUUGCGGGCACUCCCCGACGUGGUCCUCGCCAACGCCUAUCAGAUGGACCGUGAGCAGGCAAGGAACCUCAAAUACAACAGGCAGGAGACCCUUGCCUUGAGCUCCUCAAGGUCUUCCCAGUCACAGAGGUACUGGUGGGAGUAAAUGAGAUGUAAAAAGAUGCGUUGCGGCAUGUAGUGUUAAAGUGGUACUUGCUAGCUAAGCGGUAGAGAAUGAAUAAAAGUAAGCCGUUUAUGUAUGGCUCUCGUGUACUACUAGAGAUCUAAUGCACUCAGUUAAUAAGUAGCUACCAAUCUUUUACUCUUUUCUAA
Molecule: messenger RNA, 2358 nt
Organism: Rosa rugosa (rugosa rose)
Lineage: Eukaryota; Viridiplantae; Streptophyta; Magnoliopsida; Rosales; Rosaceae
Product: prunin 1 Pru du 6-like
Exons: 6
Coding region: 626-2191 (521 amino acids)
Molecular function (GO): nutrient reservoir activity
Source: RefSeq, a predicted model, not a curated record